This is a messenger RNA of Physella acuta, 2123 nucleotides long. Its product is annotated as acylpyruvase FAHD1, mitochondrial. Gene Ontology annotation, molecular function: acetylpyruvate hydrolase activity. Lineage: Eukaryota; Metazoa; Mollusca; Gastropoda; Physidae. The record is from RefSeq and is a predicted model, not a curated record. Gene Ontology annotation, cellular component: mitochondrion.
AUUUUAUUUUUAUUUUCAUACUAUCAGUGAGGGCAAAGGACAAAGGUCGAACUUGUGUGGUGUAGAAGAGAUCUAGUGAAAAUAUUGAGAUCUAAUUCUAGAUUCUAGAUCUAAAUUAUUACAGUUUUAUUUUUUUGUCACAGUACAUCCUUGUUACUUGUUAUGUUGUGAAAUAUAAAAUAAGUCUAGUUUACCUGAGAUUGACAACAUUAUCAAUCAUAAUCAAUAAUCAAUCAUGUCUCGAUUAACACAAUUUCGCGAAAUCGGCAAAAAAAUUGUUUGUGUUGGGCGAAACUACAGAGAACAUGCAGCAGAGUUAGGAAAUCCUGUGCCGAGUCAACCCAUCCUGUUUCUUAAGCCUACAUCUGCUUAUAUUGGGGAGGGUCAGAGCAUAAAGAUACCAGAAGGAUGCAAAGAUCUGAACCAUGAAGUUGAGUUAGGAGUUGUGAUUGGGGCCCGUGCUACUAAAGUGACACAGGAAAAUGCAUUGAAUUUCGUUGCUGGUUUUGCACUUGGCCUGGACAUGACAGCUCGAGACUGGCAGUCAGUGGCUAAAAAAUCUGGCCACCCAUGGUCUCUUGCUAAAGGUUUUGAUACUUCAUGUCCAGUUAGUACUUUUAUAGAAAAAGAAAAGAUCCCAGAUCCAAAUAACGUCGAUAUAUGGCUCAAAGUGAAUGGCAAGACCAGACAAGAAGGCAAUACCAGGGAUAUGAUCUUUUCUGUGGAGCAUUUGAUUAGCUAUGCUAGCCAGUAUUUCACGCUGGAGCCAGGGGAUUUAAUCCUUACAGGAACCCCUGCUGGCGUCUCCCAAGUACAACCAGGGGACGUCAUUCAGGCUGGACUAGGGGACAUCAUCACUGUACAAUUUCUAGUGGAGAGCUAACAGAAAUGGAAUUUAACUAGAAUUUACCAACAAUCAGAAGAUAGAUUCAACCAGCUGUAACCAGUCACAACCUUAUUCUAAUAAACCGGUACAAUAUUUUUCUGCCUAGUUCUGUAUUGGGCUCUAGUGCAGGGAUGUAGAACUUCUGACAUUACUGUCCCUUCCUUGAAAAGAAAAUAUUGUUAAAAUCUCCAUAUCAAUAUCAGGUGUUAAAAGGCAGCCAACUAUGUGUGGUACUUGUUCAUUUAAUGUAACUGACAUAUUUACAUGGAUUGAUAACAUUUACACAUCAUUAGAGAUCGUCCAUACAUAAAUUCUGCUUUUUUGCAGAUUCCCCACUGACCCAAUGGUCAUACUGUUGAAACAAGCCAAAGUAGAAAUAUAAUGCUACUUCCAAUGACUGGACAUCACAGUUGACAGAAACUAGUGUAUAAGAUGUGAUUCAAAUUCUCUAAUAGUGACCCACUCUUUUCUUUAGUUUUUACUUUCUCGUAUUAGGGUUAUAGAGAAAGAAUUGUAAUCGUGCAAAAAAAAAAUUGGGCAAAAAUUCUAAAUCCUUAUUUAUUAAAAUUUCAGCGUUUUACGCGUAAUCGAGUAGAAAAACUGGACUUUGCAAUUCUGUCUGUACAGCUAGGUUGAUGAAAUUUCAUAUAUAAGUAUAAGUAUUAUAUCAAAUUUGUAGAUCCAUAUCAACUUUUUAGCGAUUUCCGAUAACCAGAAGUGGAACUUUUUCUACUUUUAAUUUUUCAAAAGCCUACAACUUGAGUACUAUUUCAGAUAGAUAAAUGAAAUUUCACAUAUAAGUAAAAGUUCUGUUUCUCAGCCUUCUUUCAAAUUUUGAGUAAUUUCCGUUGACAGGAAGUAGUGAUUUUCGCAAUUUCCGAUUUCUCAAAUAAACGCUUGUGAAUUUAUAAAGUACUAAUAACAUCCCGAAAUAUUAUGCACAUUUUGUUUUGGCGUUCACUUGGUGUGUAAUUCUUUUUUCUACCAUAUUCUAUUUUAAAAAGUUUAAGUUGUUAAAAAUGUUUUCAAAUAUUGUCUAUAUCCCUGAGUUGCCAUCCCCCAUAGUGUUAUAAUCAGUUAUAUAAGAAUAUUCAAGAAAGUGUAGGGGAGAUCACUCCCAGUUUAUUUAAAUAGUUGUACAUUUUUGUAGUUAUUUAAAUAGUAGUCUAUAAAUUAUUUUCUACUUUUUAGUGCAUUAUUACACAAAAGCUUGUUAUUAAAACGUUUUUUAUGAAAA